This is a messenger RNA of Cladophialophora yegresii CBS 114405, 471 nucleotides long. RefSeq lists its product as uncharacterized. The transcript is spliced from 2 exons. NCBI's taxonomy places the organism in Eukaryota, Fungi, Ascomycota, Eurotiomycetes, Chaetothyriales, Herpotrichiellaceae. The record is from RefSeq and is a predicted model, not a curated record. Bases 1 to 471 code for a protein of 156 amino acids.
AUGCCCUUUUCGCCGUUCGACAUCGGGUCGUUUUCGAAAGAAAAAAAGGAGACCAUCCUCUGGCGGUUCUGCGAACUUUUGACCGACAAGGGCUCGGACUUCACCAUCCGCGAGGGUAAUGGCAAUGCUGCGGACCAUGUGGUGCCCGGCAUCUGCCAGCUGUGGGACUACCCCGGAUACUGGGCGACGUUCUUCCAGAAUUAUCCGAUCGUCUUUGCACUCCACUUCGACUACAACGGUUGUUCUUCCCCAACCGACAAGCAUAGGAACGGGAUCCACAUGCCGGACUAUGGUACCGACGAUUGCUAUCACAACUUCGAGCAAGUGCUUGUUGAGAAUUGUCUGUUCACAAUCAACGCGGUGAAUGAGAUGAAAAUCGGGGCCUAUCCCAUAGUCGGCGGGAUGCUAUUCAAGGACUGUAUGCGCUGGACAGUCAUGGCGCCGAGAAGCGACCUGGGCCCGCAAUAUUAG